UGGAGGGUAGACAGGCAGCAGGAGGAAAGCCCUGGCUGUGAUGCAGCUGGAUGAUGGCUGCCUUUGGAAUACUCAGCUACGAACACCGGCCAUUAAAGCGACCCCGGCUCGGGCCUCCGGACGUUUACCCGCAAGAUCCAAAGCAGAAAGAGGAUGAGCUGACGGCGCUCAAUGUCAAACAAGGAUUCAACAACCAGCCAGCAGUAUCUGGCGAUGAACACGGCAGUGCCAAAAAUGUCAACUUCAACCCAUCCAAGAUCAGUUCCAACUUCAGCAGCAUUAUUGCCGAGAAGCUGCGCUACAACACCUUUCCGGACACAGGGAAGCGUAAGCCGCAGGUCAACCAGAAGGAUAAUUUCUGGCUGGUUACAGCGAGGUCUCAGAGCUCCGUCAAUAACUGGUUUACAGACUUAGCAGGGACUAAACCUCUCACACAGCUGGCCAAAAAGGUGCCAAUAUUCAGCAAGAAAGAGGAGGUUUUUGGAUACUUGGCAAAGUACUUGGUCCCUGUCAUGCGUUCAGCAUGGAUGAUCAAGAUGACCUGUGCUUAUCAUGCAGCCAUCACAGAAACUAAAGUCAAGAAGAGACAUGUGAUUGAUCCCUGUAUAGAAUGGACCCAGAUCAUAACAAAGUAUCUGUGGGAGCAGCUUCAGAAGGUGGCCGAGUUCUACAGGCAGUUCCCCAGCCAAGGCUGCAGCUCUCCGCUCCCGGCCACUCCCGCCGACGUGGAAACGGCCACAAAGCAGUGGGAGUACAACGAGAAGCUGGCAAUGUUUAUGUUUCAGGAUGGAAUGCUGGACAGACACGAGUUCCUGACGUGGGUGCUAGAGUGUUUUGAGAAGGUCCGACCCGGCGAGGAUGAGCUGCUGAGACUCCUCCUGCCACUUUUACUGCAGUACUCGGGGGAAUUCGUACAGUCGGCCUACUUGUCACGCAGGCUGGCUUACUUCUGCACGCGCCGCCUCAACCUGUUGCUAAGCGACGGCAGCCUGGGCCCCAGCGCCGGUGGAGGGCACCCGGCGCAUGGCAUCUUGACGCCUCAAGGCAAUGCCCUGCCCCCGACCCCAACCUCCCAGCCAGCCGGAGGCAGCCAGCCCCAGACACCAUUCACAGACUUCUACAUCUGCCCCCAGCAUCGCCCUCUUGUGUUCGGCCUCAGCUGCAUGUUGCAGAGCAUAGUGUUGUGUUGCCCCAGUGCUCUGGUGUGGCACUACUCUCUAACAGACAGCAGAAACAAAACUGGUUCCCCUCUGGACCUGCUGCCCAUCGCCCCCUCCAGCUUACCAAUGCCUGGGGGAAACACUGCCUUCACACAGCAGGUCCGUGUGAAGCUGAGGGAGAUCGAGGAGCAAGUUAAGGAGCGAGGACAGGCGGUGGAGUUCCGCUGGUCGUUUGACAAGUGCCAGGAGACCACAGCAGGGUUCACCAUUGGGAGGGUGCUGCACACACUAGAGGUUUUGGACAACCACAGCUUUGAGAAGUCUGAUUUUAACAACUCGCUGGAUUCCUUAUACAACCGGAUAUUUGGCUCAGGCCAGAGCAAGGAUGGUCACGAGAUGUCACCCGAUGACGAUGCAGUGGUCACCCUGCUUUGUGAAUGGGCCGUGUGUUGUAAGCGAUCAGGCCGACACAGGGCCAUGGUGGUGGCUAAGCUGCUGGAGAAGCGACAAGCCGAGAUUGAAGCAGAGCGGUGCGGUGAGUCCGAAGUGGUGGAUGAGAAGGGCUCUGUGUCAUCCGGCUCCCUUUCCGCUGCCACACUUCCAGUGUUUCAGGAUGUUCUGCUCCAGUUCCUAGAUACUCAAGCCCCCACGCUGACCGAGCCUGGUAAUGAGAAUGAGAGAGUGGAGUUCUCAAACCUGGUCCUGCUCUUUUGCGAGCUGAUCCGCCACGACGUCUUCUCCCACAACAUCUACAUGUGCACGCUCAUCUCCCGUGGCGACCUGGCUUCCGACUCCCACUUGCCACGCCCUCGCUCCCCCAGCGACGAGCCCUCAGAUGAGUCUGAUCGCAAGGAGCAGGAUGCGGGCAACAGUGUCAAGAUUGAGGAUACCGGCCUGUCGGAGUCUAUGGAGAUAGAUCACAACUCUAGUGCUAACUUUGACGAGAUGUUCUCGCCUCCAAUGCACUGCGAGUCCAAGGGCAGCCCCUCUCCAGAAAAGUCUGCACCCGAGCAGGACAGCAAGAGCACCUGCAAGGACAAGUGCAUGGACCCUGCCUUCCCCCAGCUGUACGAGCAGCCCCGACACAUUCAGUAUGCCACCCACUUCCCCAUUCCUCAGGAGGAGAAUGCCAGCCAUGAGUGCAACCAGCGUCUGGUGGUCCUCUACGGCGUGGGCAAACUGAGGGAUGAAGCGCGACACACCAUCAAGAAAAUAACCAAAGAUAUCUUGAAGGUGCUCAACCGCAAAAGCACUGCAGAAACAGGAGGCGAGGAGGGACAAAAGAGAAAAAGGAGUAAGCCCGAGGCCUUCCCCACGGCAGAAGAUAUCUUCUCCAAAUUCCAGCACCUCUCCCACUUUGACCAGCACCAGGUCACCUCCCAGGUGUCCCGAAAUGUGCUGGAACAGAUCACCAGCUUUGCCUUAGGGAUGUCCUAUCACUUGCCUCUAGUGCAGCACAUUCAAUUCAUCUUUGACCUCAUGGAGUACUCGCUCAAUGUUAGUGGCCUAAUCGACUUUGCCAUUCAGCUUCUGAACGAGCUGAGCCUGGUGGAAGCCGAGCUGCUGCUCAAGUCAUCUAGCCUGGUGGGCAGCUACACCACCAGCCUUUGUUUGUGCAUCGUGGCUGUGCUGAGGAGGUACCACUCUUGCCUCAUUCUCAAUCCUGAGCAGACAGCACAAGUUUUUGAUGGCCUGCGCAUUGUGGUCAAGUCAGGUGUGAACCCUGCAGACUGCUCCUCUGCUGAGCGCUGCAUCUUGGCCUACCUGUAUGACCUCUACACCUCCUGCAGUCACCUCAAGAACAAGUUUGGCGAGAUCUUCAGCGAGUUCUGCUCCAAAGUGAAGAACUCCAUCUACUGUAACAUUGACCCCUCCGACUCCAACAUGCUCUGGGACCCUGAGUUCAUGACUGAGGCCAUCGCCAACCCCUCAGCGCACAACUUCAACCACUCCAUGGUGGGCAAGAUCCUCAAUGACAGCCCUGCCAACCGCUACAGCUUUGUGUGCAAUGUGCUCAUGGAUGUGUGCGUGGACCACAGAGACCCUGAGAGGGUGAACGAUAUUGGGAUCCUGUGUGCCGAGCUGACUGCAUAUUGUCGCUCCCUAAGUGCAGAAUGGCUUGGCAUCCUCAAGGCGCUCUGCUGCUCCUCCAAUAACGGCAACUGUGGCUUCAACGACUUGCUCUGCAACGUCGACGUUAGCGACUUGUCCUUCCAUGAUUCCCUGGCAACAUUCGUAGCCAUUCUCAUAGCGCGACAGUGUCUUCUCCUAGAGGACCUGGUCCGCUGUGUGGCCAUUCCAUCCCUUCUCAAUGCAGCCUGCAGCGAGCAAGACUCCGAGCCUGGAGCGAGACUCACCUGCAGGAUAUUGUUGCACCUUUUCAAAACUCCACAGCGCAACCCUGUCCCUCAAGACGGUAUUAAGUCAGACAAAUCUUCAGUUGGUAUCCGGUCAUCGUGUGAUCGCCAUCUCCUGGCAGCGUCUCAAAACAGCAUAGUUGUGGGAGCCGUUUUCGCUGUCCUCAAAGCUGUCUUCAUGUUGGGUGAUGCUGAGCUGAGGGGCUCAGGGCUGUCCCACCCUGCUGGCCUCGACGACAUAUCCGAGGGGCGCAAUGUCUCCAUAGAAACAGCCAGCUUGGACGUGUAUGCAAAGUAUGUCCUGAAGACCAUCUGCCAGCAGGAGUGGGUGGGAGAGCGCUGCCUCAAGUCUCUGUCCGAGGACAGCAGUGCCCUUCAGGACCCGGUGCUGGUAAACAUUCAGGCCCAGAGGCUCCUGCAGCUCAUUUGCUACCCUCACCGCCAGCUGGACAGCGAUGACGGAGACAACCCUCAGAGGCAGCGCAUCAAACGCAUCCUACAGAAUAUGGACCAAUGGACGAUGAGACAGUCAUCCCUGGAGCUGCAGCUGAUGAUCAAACAGAGCACAAACAAUGAGCUCUAUUCUCUCUUGGAGAACAUAGCCAAGGCCACGAUCGAAGUGUUUCAAAAAUCGGCCGAGAUGAACUCGAGUAACCCCUCCUCAGGGAAUGGAGGAACCCUCCAAGGCGGCUCUGCGUCCAACAGCAGCAGUGCCACAAACAAAAUGAAACCUAUUUUAAGUUCAUCUGAGCGGUCGGGUGUAUGGCUGGUGGCGCCUUUGAUAGCCAAGCUGCCCACCUCGGUUCAGGGUCACGUCCUGAAAGCAGCCGGAGAGGAGCUGGAGAAGGGACAGCACCUAGGCUCAUCUUCACGCAAGGAGAGGGAUCGCCAGAAGCAGAAAAGCAUGUCUUUGUUGAGCCAGCAGCCGUUCUUGUCGCUAGUGCUGACCUGUCUGAAGGGGCAGGACGAGCAGCGGGAGGGUCUUCUCACAUCCCUAUACAGCCAAGUUCAGCAGAUCGUCACCAACUGGAGAGAGGACCAGUACCAGGAUGACUGCAAGGCCAAGCAGAUGAUGCACGAGGCUCUGAAACUGCGAUUGAAUCUUGUGGGAGGCAUGUUCGACACGGUGCAGCGUAGCACCCAACAGACAACCGAGUGGGCUGUCCUUCUCCUCGACAUCAUCAGCAGUGGAACAGUGGACAUGCAAUCUAAUAACGAGCUCUUCACGACUGUGUUGGACAUGCUGAGCGUGUUGAUUAACGGCACGUUGGCUGCCGACAUGUCUAGCAUCUCUCAGGGCAGCAUGGAGGAGAAUAAAAGGGCUUACAUGAAUCUGGUAAAGAAGCUCAGGAAAGAGCUUGGAGAUCGGCAGUCGGAGAGCUUGGAAAAGGUUCGCCAGCUACUUCCGCUACCCAAGCAGACCCGUGAUGUCAUCACAUGCGAACCUCAGGGCUCACUGAUCGACACUAAGGGUAACAAGAUCGCCGGUUUUGAGAAAGAGGGGCUUCAAGUGUCCACCAAGCAGAAGAUCUCCCCGUGGGACGUCUUCGAGGGUCUCAAGCACUCAGCUCCUCUCUCCUGGGGCUGGUUCGGCACGGUGCGCAUGGACCGCAAGGUGACCAAGUUUGAGGAGCAGCAGCGCUUCCUUCUCUACCACACGCACCUUAAGCCCAAGCCGCGCAGCUACUACCUGGAGCCACUCCCCCUGCCGCCCGAGGAGGAGGAGCCUCUGACACCCAUCUCUCAGGAGCCAGAGAAGAAGAUGGAGGCGGUGAAGCCGGAGAAGAACAUGUCCGCUGUGCCGUCGGAUUCCAACAAAAAGAAGCCCAGCAAGAAGAAGAAGACGCCAUCGGCCAAGACAGAGGAGUAUGUGAACCGCACGCCAGGUGUGAGCUACGGGACAAACAUGCCACCUGAGCUGAUGCAGAACCCAUACGGCAGGCUGCCUUAUAGCCAGCAGAACAUGGGCAUGUACACACAGAAUCAGCCUCUACCUCCAGGUCAGCUCUCAAUAUCAGCAUUAUUUAACUUGUUUCAUCAUCCUGGAUCGCACUCUGAACUGGGUUUUCUCCCAACAACAGGAGGGCCUGGUUUAGAUCCUCCCUACAGGCCUGCCCGCAACCCUCAAUUAAACAAGAUGGUGUCCACGCGGCCCAGUUACCCAGGAAUGAUGCCCGGUAUGCAGGGCAACAUGCCCGGCAUGAUGGGAAUGGACAAACAGUACCAAAUGGUCUACAAGCCUCAGCCUAAUAUGCAGCAGAACCAGAUGCUGCGCCAGCAGCUGCAGGUCAGACUGAAUCACAGCAGCAUAAUAGGGCAGCAGAUCAGACAAAUGACACCCAACCAACCAUAUACUUCAAUGCAGCAGUCUCAAAACUUAUCUCAGAGCUACACGUCAUACGGCUCACACAUGGGCAUGCAGCCGCACCCGUCUCAAGGGGGCGGUAUAGUUCAGUCCGCUUACGGCAACCAGAACUUCCAGGGCUCCCACCCAGGAACCAACCCCGCCGUGGUGGAUCCCCUGAGACAAAUGCAGCAGAGGCCCAGUGGUUACGUUCACCAGCAGGCUCCGGGCUACACACACAAUAUGCAGAACGCACAGAGGUUUGCCCACCAGCCCAUCCAGCAGAAUCCCAUCAUGCACGGUCUUGCUCACAUGGGAGGCCAGGGCGGUCAUCCAGGCUUAAGGCCCAAUCAGAUGCUGGCAGAACAACAACAGCAGCAGCAACAACAACAACAACAACAACAACAGCAGCAGCAGCAGCAACAACAACAACAACAGCAACAAGCAGCACAACAGCAGCAGCAGCAACAGUACCUCAGACAGCAAGCACUCAGACAGCAGGCUCAACAAGCCCAACAGCAGCAACAACAACAACAGCAACAACAGCAGCAGCAGCAGCAACAACAACAAGUCCAGCAGCAGGUCCCUCCUCAACAGCAAGUUCCUCAGCAACAACAGCAGCAGCAGCAGCAGCAACAACAACAGCAGCAGCAGCAGCAGCAACAGCAGCAGGUGUCAGGUGUACCUCCACCAGGUCAGCAACAGAACCAGGGCCUGGGCAUGCAGCCACUGCCCCCGCAGCAACCCAUGUUCCCACGUCAAGGCAUGCAGCAAACGCAGCAGCAGCAACAGACAGCUGCUCUGGUCAGACAACUGCAACAACAACUCUCAAAUACACAACCAGGACAGGGCACCAAUUCAUAUUACAUGUGACCGUUGGCAUGCAUAGUUGAGAGUGCGUGUGAGGAGGCUGUUGACCAUGCGGCCCUGAGGGAGAUGGCCGAGGCAUCAAAGAAGUAUCUUCACUUUGGGUUUGUUCUUGUUGGAAUAUGGAGGCCUCAUGCAGACAAGAUAACAGAUAAUAAUGGGAAAAGUCUAUGUAAAAAAAUUACCACAAAGGAUAACAAUGCAUCCUUUUUUGUAUUUUAUUUCUAUUUGUACAAUUAUUUUGAGUUUUGUGUAUUUUUCAUUAAAUUGUGUCAGUUUUUAUGUCUUGUUAAUGUCUUGUGUUGGCUGUCUGUAUUUAGUUUGGAAAAAUAUGUCAAUGAAAAGUUUGAUGAUAAACCUGGAAAAGAUGUCUUGUCUCAGGUAGCACAACUGUCUUUGCAAAGAAAAAAAGUGUUUGUGUUUAGUCACUCAGCCAUUCAGGUUUCUAAUGGUGGCUGUGAUUGAGUCAUUUACUGAUCGUCCACUAGGGGGAGCUGUCGCCCGAAUAAAAAUUACACAACACACACAGGUCAAGAAAACAAAAACCUAAAUGGGUCAAAUACAAUUAAUUCUUUACACUAUAUUUCAAGUUUAAACGAAUCCAUUUUUAUUUGGCCGUUUGCAUUUCAAUAAAUGUACUUGUGUCAUUUAUUUUACGUAAACAAUUACAGCAUUUUUGUCACAGAAUAUUACAUAAUUUGAACUACGCUUGGUAAACUUUUGGGCGUGGCGAAUGACGUCACGCCAUUUACGAGCACGAGGGCGUUCAUUGCAAGCCAGCUAACACUUGGAGCUCAUUUGACGGGUCUCGUCAGUUGUAAUUUACGCUUGUGUAGCCAAAUUUCUCAUGAAUACAACUUGGACAUGAAAAGCCACAAAGAACAGCUACUAAAAAAAUUAAAACCAGAUUUAAAAUGAAAAAUCUACCAGACGUAAUAAAAACUGAGCUACAAACUAACCAUGCCAUCAAUUUUACUUUUUUAUACCACCCCAAGGUCAUUUAAUAGUCAUGUAAAAUAUUGUAUUAGAAAUAACAGUUGAUGUGAAAUGAUAAAACAAAACAACCCCUUUAACACUUAACACACAUAAAAUUGUGUG
Molecule: messenger RNA, 7826 nt
Organism: Dunckerocampus dactyliophorus (ringed pipefish)
Lineage: Eukaryota; Metazoa; Chordata; Actinopteri; Syngnathiformes; Syngnathidae
Gene: med12
Product: mediator complex subunit 12
Exons: 41
Coding region: 51-6734 (2227 amino acids)
Biological process (GO): regulation of transcription by RNA polymerase II
Cellular component (GO): mediator complex
Molecular function (GO): beta-catenin binding; peptidyl-prolyl cis-trans isomerase activity; transcription coactivator activity
Source: RefSeq, a predicted model, not a curated record